CCCUUUCCCUUCCCGCCUGUGCGCGCGGCCCAGUCGAAAGGGCGGAGCGAAGCGCGGCCCGCCGCGACGGCGCAUGCGUAUGCGUGCGCGCGCCCCGUCUCGCUGCGUGCCCACGUCAGCCCGCGCUCGACCCCGGAGGCGGGAGUUUGUCCUCGCGGCUGCUCGGCGUGGGGGCGGGGUCCUGGAGAGCCAGACUUGUGCGGCACGGCUGAGAGCUCUCGGGGUCGACAGGUCCAACUGAGAUGGAGGCAUGCAGCGGCCGCCCGCUCCCCGGGGAGGGUCAGGAGAACCAGAUUCGCAGGGGCAGCGAUGGGCUAAUCCCCCGGGAGGAGCUCACGCCGGCGGGAAUGAGUCAGGGCAAGCAUCAGCGCCAACUUGAUAGCCAAGAAACAAACGGAAGGAAACCCGUCAUCUCCGGUUCAAGUGAUUUCAGUGACCCAAUUUACAAAGAAAUUGCGGUUACCAAUGGAUACAUUAACCGAAUGAGUAAGGAAGAGCUCCGAGCUAAACUUUCAGAAUUCAAGCUUGAAACCAGAGGUGUGAAGGAUGUUCUCAAGAAGCGGCUCAAGAACUACUACAAGAAGGAGAAACUGACCCAGCAGCGUGAGGAUGGGGACACCGGCAGCUACUACGACUACAUCUGUGUCAUCGACUUUGAAGCCACCUGUGAGGAGGGCAACCCCCCCGAGUUCACUCAUGAGAUUAUUGAGUUUCCAAUUGUCUUACUGAACACGCACACCCUAGAGAUCGAAGACACAUUCCAGCAGUAUGUGAGGCCAGAGAUUAACACACAACUUUCUGACUUCUGCAUCAACCUCACAGGAAUUACACAGGACAUGGUGGACCGAGCUGACACUUUUCCCCAGGUGCUUCGGAAUGUAGUGGACUGGAUGAGGCUAAAAGAGCUAGGAACUAAGUACAAAUACUCCAUCUUGACGGACGGUUCAUGGGAUAUGAGUAAGUUCCUGAAUAUUCAGUGUCAAAUCAGCAGGCUCAGAUACCCUUCUUUUGCCAAAAAGUGGAUCAAUAUUCGAAAGUCAUAUGGAAACUUUUACAAGGUUCCUCGGAACCAGACUAAGCUGACCAUCAUGCUUGAAAAGCUGGGGAUGAGUUACGAUGGGCGGCCCCACAGUGGCCUGGACGACUCCAAGAACAUCGCCCGCAUCGCGGUCCGCAUGCUCCGCGACGGCUGUGAGCUGCGGGUCAAUGAGAAGAUGCAUGGAGGGCAGCUCACGAGUGUGUCCUCAUCGUCACCCGUAGAGGGCGCCCCAGCCCCACAGAUGCCGCAUUUCCGAAAUUAACAAUUAAGAUUUAUUGCC
This is a messenger RNA of Sarcophilus harrisii (Tasmanian devil), 1319 nucleotides long. RefSeq names its product exoribonuclease 1 (gene ERI1). Gene Ontology annotation, molecular function: nucleic acid binding; 3'-5'-RNA exonuclease activity. The transcript is spliced from 7 exons. Lineage: Eukaryota; Metazoa; Chordata; Mammalia; Dasyuromorphia; Dasyuridae. The record is from RefSeq and is a predicted model, not a curated record. Gene Ontology annotation, biological process: exonucleolytic trimming to generate mature 3'-end of 5.8S rRNA from tricistronic rRNA transcript (SSU-rRNA, 5.8S rRNA, LSU-rRNA). Gene Ontology annotation, cellular component: nucleolus; cytoplasm. The coding region runs from base 243 to 1301 and encodes 352 amino acids.